Molecule: messenger RNA, 2059 nt
Organism: Girardinichthys multiradiatus
Lineage: Eukaryota; Metazoa; Chordata; Actinopteri; Cyprinodontiformes; Goodeidae
Gene: lman1
Product: lectin, mannose-binding, 1
Exons: 13
Coding region: 67-1596 (509 amino acids)
Biological process (GO): endoplasmic reticulum to Golgi vesicle-mediated transport; Golgi organization; endoplasmic reticulum organization
Cellular component (GO): endoplasmic reticulum-Golgi intermediate compartment; Golgi membrane; endoplasmic reticulum membrane
Molecular function (GO): D-mannose binding
Source: RefSeq, a predicted model, not a curated record
UGUUGGCCCAACGCGCAGCCCGUCGUGCUGUCGGAUUGAGCGCUACGUCAGCAGUGAGACAGAAACAUGGCGGUGUGCAACGCUCGAGUGUUCAUAUUAAGUUUUCUCACAGCUGUUAUAUUUCACCGCAGUCUCGCCAACGUCGCCGCUGAAGGUUCGACCUCGGAGGAGUCUCCUCACCGCCGCUUUGAGUACAAGUACAGCUUCAAAGGACCGCACCUGUCUCAGUCCGAUGGCAGUAUCCCGUUUUGGAUCCACAGUGGAAAUGCUAUUCCAAGUGCUGACCAGGUGCGCAUUACCCCGUCUCUCAGGAGUCAGAGGGGCUCUGUGUGGACGAAAAACAAGGUCAGCUUUGAGCACUGGGAGGCUGAGGUGACCUUUAGGGUAUCGGGAAGAGGCAGGAUGGGAGCGGACGGUUUGGCAUUGUGGUUCACCAGCGAGCAAGGCCUCGAUGGCCCAGUGUAUGGUGCUGCUGACACGUGGAACGGCAUUGGAGUCUUCUUCGACUCCUUCGACAAUGAUGGAAAGAAAAAUAACCCAGCCAUACUGGUCGUCGGAAACAAUGGCAACCUUGUUUACGACCACCAAAACGACGGCAACACGCAGGCCCUCGGAACAUGUUUAAGAGACUUCCGUAACAAACCGUAUCCGAUCAGAGCCAAAAUAACAUAUUACAGGAAGACACUGACGGUUUUUAUCAACAAUGGAUUCACUCCAGACAAAGAAGACUAUGAGUUCUGCACAAAGGUGGAAAACAUGAUCAUUCCGACUGAAGGCUUCUUUGGCAUUUCAGCCGCCACUGGUGGUUUAGCAGACGACCACGAUGUUUUGUCGUUCUUGUUGUUCAGACUCACAGAGCCAGGCCAACAACCGCCUUCAGUUGAUUCUGAGAUUCCUAAAGAACAGAAAGACAAGUACCAGGAGGAAUUUCAGAAUUUCCAGCAGGAGCUCGAUAAAAAGAAAGAGGAGUUUCAGAAGGAGCACCCAAAUGUCCAAGGAGAGCCAAUUGAUGAUAUGUACGAAAGUGUGAAUGAUCGCGAGAUCCGUCAGGUGUUUGAGGGUCAGAACCGGAUCCAUCUGGAAAUCAAACAGAUCAACCGGCAGCUCGCUAUGAUUCUGGAUGAGCAGCGUCGAUACGUUUCAGUUAUCACAGACGAGAUUGCCAAGAAGGGGACAAGUGCCGGGUCGGGACAGCCCGAUUCUGCGAGUCAACAGCUGAGCUCUGUUAUUUCCACGCAGCAGGAGCUUCUCAGAAACCUGAACGAACUGAGAAACUCCUUCUAUGAGUCUCUGAAGCAGAUCGGUUCGGUCCAGCACCAGGGUAAUGCAGGCGGCGUGGCGGCAUACGAGACCAUCCAGCACUUCAACGACAUCAAGGAGAAUCUUCACAUGGUGAAAAGGGACGUGGAGCACCUGGUGCAACGUAAUGUUCAGAAUCCAGCUGAUAAGGUUGUAAAGUGCCCCGAGAUGCCUCCCUUGCCUUCCUGCUUAUCGACUGUUCAUUUCGCGAUAUUUGUUGUCAUCCAGACGGUCUUAUUCUUCUGCUACAUCAUGUUCAAGAGUCAACAGGAAGCAGCAGCUAAGAAGUUCUUUUGAUGAUGCUGGUUUAUAGAACAACUGUGUGUAUGAGGGAAUGUCUGUUUUUCUUUUCUUCAAUCAUUUUCAAUUGUAAGUUAUUAUAUGUGAAAACUGCCUUUGUGGAAUAAGACUUUUUUUUUUUUAUUAGAAAAUGUUUUAAUUUGGUCAGCCAAUUGUGUGUGUGUGUGUGUGUGAAUGACAGUGUGAGACUUUUCAGCAUGAUGUGACAUCCUUACAGUAUUUCUGUUCAGUCAGAGCCUUAGAGUUUGAAAUCUGGGAUCUGGGUCGCUCCCACUCCAUAAAACUAAACACACGAUAAAAAAAAAAAAGAAAACCUGUGUCUAAAGAUGUAAAAUGUGUGUAUUUUUGUAUAAAAUGCUACAGCUUUUCAGUGACAUGUACAUCAAGGAUCUGCUUCAAUUAUUCUCUUCUGGUUGAGUUAAAAACCUGACUGAACAAUUUACAUAAACCGUUAACACCA